GUGGCAAAUGAUGCACAAAAUCCUAUCCAGUGCGGCAGUGCCAAUGAACAAGUGCCAUUAAGCUUGGAAAAAUAAAGCAUUUUGGGUGGUACAAUUAAUUUUUGGUACAAUCCAUUUCCCUCUCUCAAUCUAUCUUCUCUUCUAUUCACCUAUCACUUUUAUUUUACUUAUUUAUGGUAACAAAUCAACUGCAAAUAUUGCUUUCCUUAUCAUUUGAUUACAAUUUUUGAACUUGUUUAACAAUUACAGAGCAAUUAUCUAUUCCAAUCUUACAGAAUCAAAUCACCAGAUUGUUCAACUUUAUUUAUAUAUACCCACAAAUUUUAAUUUAUAUUUUCAAUUUCAAUUUCAAUAUCAAUUCUCAAUUUCUUCAUAGUUUAGCAAACUCAAAAUUCCACUAAAAAUGAUUAGCAGUAGUACUACUCCAAGUCUGGGAAAUUGGAUUCAGACAUGUUCUCCUUACCAUUCUAAUUCCAGAUCUAGAUUUUCCAUUUUUUCUCCUUGGAAGAAUCAAUUUAAUAAUAAUGGCACCAACACUUUAUCAUCAUCUUCUUCUAAUCAAUUUUCAACCCCAUUUUCUCUCUCCUCAAGAAAAACCUCAAAAAUGUCUUCAAUCUCCGCAGUUAUGACAAAACAAGAAACUGCGAUUGACCCACCAGAAAACAAGAUUUCAUCAGCAACCCCUUUUAAUUUCGAGGCAUAUAUGGUGAAGAAGGCGAAAUCGGUUCACAAAGCGUUGGAUAUGGCGGUGACAUUAAAGCACCCAGAAAAAAUUCAUGAGGCCAUGAGGUAUUCCCUCCUUGCAGGAGGUAAAAGGGUUCGCCCUGUUCUUUGCAUCGCCGCCUGCGAACUCGUAGGCGGCGAUGAAUCCACAGCGAUGCCUGCAGCAUGCGCUGUGGAGAUGAUUCAUACAAUGUCCUUGAUUCAUGACGAUCUCCCCUGCAUGGACAACGACGACCUUCGCAGGGGUAAACCCACGAAUCACAAAGUGUUUGGUGAGGAUGUUGCUGUCUUAGCAGGGGACUCGCUCUUGUCUUUUGCGUUCGAACAUAUGGCUACCUCUACCCCGUUGGACAAGGUCCCUGCUCGGCAGGUUGUUCGAGCUGUUGGGGAACUGGCUCGGGUUAUCGGGGCUGAAGGGCUUGUAGCGGGACAAGUGGUUGACAUUGACUCUGAAGGCGCCGUCGAUGUUGGGUUGGAUCAGCUUGAGUUUAUACACAUUCAUAAGACUGCUAAACUCCUCGAGGGGGCGGUUGUUUUAGGUGCCAUUGUUGGAGGUGGUAGUGAUGAGGAUGUGGAGAAAUUGAGGAAGUUUGCGAGGGGAAUUGGGUUGUUGUUUCAGGUUGUUGAUGAUAUAUUGGAUGUAACGAAAUCGUCUGAGGAAUUGGGGAAGACUGCAGGGAAAGAUUUGGUGGCAGAUAAGGUGACAUUUCCUAAGUUGUUGGGAAUUGAGAAAUCUAGGGAGUAUGCUGAGAGGUUGAUCAAAGAGGCUAAAGAACAGCUUGCUGGAUUCGAUCAAGAAAAGGCGAAACCAUUGAUUGCGCUUGCUGAUUAUAUUGCUUACAGGCAAAAUUGAUAGUCAUUGUUGGAGGAGAUUGUACAACAUUAUCAAUUGCUGUAGUUUAUAAUUGCGACAUAGUAGAUUUAAUUAUGAUUGUUAUUGGUUUAGAGAGGGAUACAAUAAUCCUCUUAUUUUUUAGGAUACAUUUGGUAUGGAAUUAGGCCGAUGUAAAAUAAUUUGGAGCUUCCUGAAUGUUUUUAGCAUGCUGUAUUUUUUGGCUAAUAUGACUGGUCUUUUUUACUUCUGUAGUCCUGGUUCCUAGUUUUACCUGUUAGAACUUUACUGCGCUCUUUGAGAGGAUUGUUGUUCUGUUUUCCCAAUUCAGAUAGCUUCGUAAUCGAAUUGAUUUGUGAA
Molecule: messenger RNA, 1915 nt
Organism: Chenopodium quinoa (quinoa)
Lineage: Eukaryota; Viridiplantae; Streptophyta; Magnoliopsida; Caryophyllales; Amaranthaceae
Product: geranylgeranyl pyrophosphate synthase, chloroplastic-like
Exons: 1
Coding region: 404-1576 (390 amino acids)
Biological process (GO): isoprenoid biosynthetic process
Molecular function (GO): geranylgeranyl diphosphate synthase activity
Source: RefSeq, a predicted model, not a curated record